UGUGCAGCAGGGUGACAUUACACAAGCCCCAUAACGGUGACUACAGGAGUCCUAUGAGAAUUGACCCCCGCAGGAACUCAAUUCCACCAGCACAGACUCUCACAGCCAAACACCUCCCUAGACCACCCCCAGAAUCAACAUGCUUCACCCCAUAUCCAAAGAGGGUUGCAGCAAAAACCAACAUGGCUUUGACAAUGCUCCACUCCACAAGGAUCUCUCUCAUCCCCAACUCAAAUAACAACAACUAUGACAACUUCCCAGGUCUCUCACCCCAGCCAGCCUCCUCUGCAUCCCCCCAGCCACAGCCACAGCCCCAGAGCCCAGGCCCCCAUCAGGUUGUUGCAGGAUUGAUCAGCCAAGAGGUAGACACCUGCCAGUACAUCAUCCCAACUGAGGAGCCAGCCACUUCUCACCGCGGACGCCACCUCAAGCGUUUCAGCUCCAGGUGGUACUCAGGUGCUCCCUUUGGUGGCCCCUUUGGUAGCACCCGUAGCUCCGCCCAUGGCACAAGUGGUGAGAACAAGCCACGCUGCAAACUCCUAGGUGACGAGAGGCCAAGUUAUGGCACAGCCAACAAGCAGCGUCAGCGCUACGUCACCAAAGACGGGAAGUGUCGGGUCAACCUGGGCCCUAUCGAGGACAAGAGCCGUUUCCUAUUGGACAUCUUCACCACUCUGGUGGACUUGAAGUACCGUUGGUUCCUCUUUGUCUUCACCAUGUGCUACGUUGUCACGUGGGUGGCCUUUGCCGAGAUCUACUUCCUAGAUGCCUGGCUGCGGGAUGACGUGGCCCACGUCCACGACCCUCAAUGGCAGCCAUGCUUCGAGAAUGUGGACAGUUUCAUCUCUGCCCUGCUUCUGUCGGUGGAGAGCCAGAGGACCAUUGGCUAUGGCUCCAGAUUGGUGACGGCCAACUGCAUGGAGGGUGUGGUUCUCCUCAUGGCCCAGUCUAUCAUUGGCUCCAUCAUCGAUGCCCUCAUGGUUGGCUGCAUGUUCGUCAAGAUCUCCCGGCCUCAGAAAAGGGCCCAGACUCUGAUCUUCAGCAAGCACUGUGUCAUAUCGGAGCGCGACGAGAAACUCUGCCUCCUCUUCCGCAUCGGAGACCUGAGGGCGAGUCACAUGGUGGACGCCAAGAUACGAGCCAAGUUGAUAAAGUCUAGACAGACCAAGGAAGGGGAGUUCAUACCACUGGAGCAGUCAGAGAUCAACCUGGGCUACGAUACCGGAGGAGACAGGCUCCUGUUGGUCGAGCCACAGACCAUCACCCAUGUCAUCAACGAGAGCAGCCCCUUCUGGGAAAUAGGGGCUGAGCGUCUGACAAGGGAGAGAUUUGAGAUCAUCAUCAUUCUGGAGGGAAUUGUGGAGGCGUCAGGUAUGAUAUGCCAAGCCAGAACCUCCUACACUGAGGACGAGAUUCUGUGGGGCCACCGAUUUGAAUCCUGCAUGUCUCUGGAAAAGGGGUCUUAUCGGGUGGACCGUGGUGCAUUUGACAAAACCUUCACAGUACAAACCCCCACCCUUAGUGCUAAAGAGAAGAGUGAUGAAAAAGAAGAGGUCCUCUUUUAGAUAUUAGAACUGUACUAUUCACACUGAGCAAACAGCCCUUGUAUUAAAAUAAUUUAAAGGCCAAGACUUCUUGUGAAUGCCCUUAGUUUCCUCCCCUCCCUGAGACAAAUGUUCCUGUUGUCUCUAAUAUUGUGGACAAACAUUCUUCAAAAGAGUAAGACUUAUAUAUUAGCAUGAUAAUCUUCACCCUCAACCAGAAUUUGAACUGUGUUGACAGGGACAGCAUUCACGUGGGUGAUUUACACAGAAGUAAGUGUAGUAAUGAGUAUGCAGC
Oncorhynchus masou masou (cherry salmon) is the source of this 1839-nucleotide messenger RNA. Its product is annotated as G protein-activated inward rectifier potassium channel 3-like. The transcript is spliced from 3 exons. Gene Ontology annotation, molecular function: inward rectifier potassium channel activity. The coding region runs from base 54 to 1565 and encodes 503 amino acids. Gene Ontology annotation, cellular component: plasma membrane. Gene Ontology annotation, biological process: potassium ion import across plasma membrane; regulation of monoatomic ion transmembrane transport. Lineage: Eukaryota; Metazoa; Chordata; Actinopteri; Salmoniformes; Salmonidae. The record is from RefSeq and is a predicted model, not a curated record.